GUGGGAUUUUAAUGUUGGGUAAGAAAGCCCAAUGGGCCCAUUAAUAACUAAAACAAUUCAGAUACCGAAAUCAAAUACGACGGUGUUCUGUGGAUAUAACUCCGAGUUAGGUCGUUUUUCCGGUUAGGACAAUUUACCGCCGACUAGUAAACUUGGAGUUUCAUUCACCGGUGGAGAUGGAGGCAGGGGAAGAGAAGAGCAAGAAAGCAGGAGGGUCUCGUCUCUGCUGCAUCUGUAACCAGUGACGACCUGUCCUAAAACGACCGAAAACCCUUCAACAGAUAUGCAGAGAGUGUUUCUAUGAGGUUUUUGAGGAAGAGAUUCACCAAGUCAUUGUUGGGAAUCGUUUGUUUAAGUUCGGUGAACGAGUUGCUAUAGGUGCCUCCGGUGGAAAAGAUUCUUCAGUGCUGGCAUAUGUGUUAUCAGAACUAAACAGACGUCACAGUUACGGACUCGAUCUUUUUCUUUUGUCUAUUGAUGAAGGGAUAACGGGUUAUCGUGAUGAUUCUCUCGAGACUGUUAAAAGGAACGAAGUUCAAGUAAGCUUUUGAAUUUAUGUGUUAUGUGUUCACUCUAAAAUUUUGUGAUGAUUUGUCAUUCUUUGUUUUCCCAGUAUGGAUUGCCUCUUCAGAUUGUUUCAUACAAAGAUCUGUAUGGAUGGACAAUGGACGAGAUUGUGAAGAUGAUCGGUUUGAAGAACAAUUGCACCUUCUGUGGUGUAUUCCGUCGACAGGUGAGGAGCAAGUUUCUUCAUAGCAUUCCCUCUUUGAGUAAGUUUCUUCAGAACCGUCUUUUCUGUUUUAUGAUUCUAUGUCUGGUUGAAUUUUUGAAGGCACUUGAUCGAGGAGCUGCGUUAUUGAAAGUAGAUAAGCUAGUCACUGGACAUAAUGCAGAUGAUAUAGCCGAAACAGUUGUCUUAAACAUACUGCGAGGCGAUAUUGCUAGAUUGAGUAGGUGCACAUCAAUCACUACAGGCGAAGAUGGUCCAAUUCCAAGAUGUAAACCUUUCAAAUAUACAUACGAGAAGGAGAUUGUCAUGUAUGCUUAUUUCAAGAAGCUGGACUACUUCUCCACUGAAUGCAUAUACUCCCCUAAUGCUUAUCGUGGAUUCGCCUGUGAGUUCAUCAAUGACUUGGAAAGACUAAGGCCAAGGGCUAUUCUGGAUAUCAUCAAGUCAGGUGAAGACUUCAGAAUUGCCACAACCACGAAAAUGCCUGAGCAAGGGACUUGUGAGCGAUGUGGGUAUAUUUCUAGCCAGAAAUGGUGCAAAGCUUGUGUUUUGUUGGAAGGAUUGAACCGUGGUCUGCCUAAGAUGGGCAUUGGAAGACCAAGAGGAAACGUAAAUGGUGAUUAUAAGGACAUAAAGGCUAGAUCUACUGCAAAAACUAUAGAGAGCAAACAAUGUGGAUCUCUGGAUUUCUAAAUUAAGAGAAAAACCAAAGCUAUGAGACUGCAAUGGAUGCUGUGAUAGUUGCCAAACUGUUUUUGUAUAGAAAGCUGUUAAACUUAAAAACCCAUUGUUGUAAAACUUAUCCUAGUAGAAGAAUUAUGGGUUUCCCUUUAUGGCACAGAGGUUUUUGCAGCUGGUUCUCUGGCUUAGUGGUGGUCCUGGUUAGUGAUGUUUGAACCUGCAGUAUUACACCAUCAAUGACCUCAACCACUAGCUGAUCAACCUAACUCAUUUCAAGUCAACCUGGUUUUCAUGAGUAAUAAUAGACACUUAUUUGACAUUGAAACAAUCGCUUAAUUUGU
Molecule: messenger RNA, 1752 nt
Organism: Arabidopsis thaliana (thale cress)
Lineage: Eukaryota; Viridiplantae; Streptophyta; Magnoliopsida; Brassicales; Brassicaceae
Product: 2-thiocytidine tRNA biosynthesis protein, TtcA
Exons: 8
Coding region: 587-1423 (278 amino acids)
Biological process (GO): tRNA processing; tRNA wobble uridine modification; tRNA thio-modification
Molecular function (GO): tRNA binding
Source: RefSeq, marked reviewed